AUGGGUGAUAGUAACACUCCAUUUAAUAAUAAUAUUAAUAAUAAUUUAGAAAACAAUAAUAAUAAUAACAAUAACAAUAACAACAAUAAUAAUAACAGCAAUAAUAUCGGAAACAACAAUAAUAGUAAUAAUAAUAAUAAUAAUAAUAAUAAUGGUGCAAAUAUUGAAGAGAAAGGAAAUAGACAACAGGAGGUUAGCACACCAACUAUAGUUUAUAAUCUUAGUAAUAAUAAUUUAAAUUCAAAUAGUAUAGGAUAUAAUUAUAGCUAUGGUAGUUUAAUUGAUGCAGGAGGCCAUGAUAAUAUUAUUUAUAUUGAUAAAAGUAGACAAAGCGGUAAUCAUGGUGGAUCAGGUUUAAGUCAUGCUAGAAGUUAUAGCCAAGGAAAUAAUCAACAGCAACAACAGCAACAAAAUAAUUCAAAAGGUGCAACUGCAAGAAAUAGUUGUGAUUUAUCAAAAAAUAAAGAUGAUGAAAUUAGUGUAUCAUUUCACGAUACUUACAGCGAUAAUCAAAGAAUUCAUCAACAUUCAGAAAAAGGUUUAACUUCACUUCAAGCUAAAGAAACAUUAAAAAAUUUAGUUGAAAAUUUAUUAAAUGAAAAAGAAUUAUUUAAUCCAUUCGAAACAAAGAAAAUAUUUAAAAAGGAAUUAUUUAGGGUUACACCAAUAUUAUAUUUAUUGGGUGUUAUUUUAUUAGUUGUAGCUUAUGGUUUGAGACACGAAAAAGGGUUUCAAGCAGUUUAUAUUAUAUUGUCCGCAGGGUUAUUGUUAAUUUUCAUAAUAUUCCACUUCUAUAUGGUAAUUAGAGAACAAAAACUAGAGCACAAUGAAACAAUUUCAAAGGCAAGGGGUCAUUUAAAGAGAUAUGAGAAAUUUGGUGAUACUUUAGAGAAUGGUGUUACAACUGUAUCAGAUUCAAUUUCCUUAAUGUCAGUAUGCAGAGAUGAGGUAUGGAAGAAAAUACCAUUAUCGAUUUUGGUAGAGGGUGAUUUGGCAUCAUUGAGAGAAGGAGAAAAAGUGCAAGUUCCAUUAAAAUGCAUUGAAACCGACUUCAAAGAGAUCCAUUUAGCUAAAGGGGAAAUUUAUUCAUCAGAUCUAUUACAGCAAAAACUUUUACAAGUCUCACCAGAUAAGGAUAAAGAUGAAGUAGCUCAAAUUGCUCAAAAGCUCUAUAACUCUGGACGUUCUUGUUUCCUUUUAACAGAAACCCCAUGUUUUGACCAAAUUUCAAUGUCAAUCGAUGAACCAAGUAAAGCAAGACCAUCCAACCCUGUGGUCAAUGCUAUUAACUACAUCUAUGUUGUAAUCGAGAGAUUUUUAUGGGCCUCAGUAUGUGUUUCAAUGCUUGCAAAUAUAUUUAGAUCAAUUUUUCAAAAUGACCGUGAUUUGGUCGACCUUUUAAUUAUUAGACAAGUCAAUUUAAUUAUAGCAUUUUCAUUUAUAAUGUUACCAUGUAUUCUAUUGUUAAUCACAUAUUCAAUUGGCCAUGCAAAACUUUUAGCUCUCUAUGACGUAUUACAAGAACGUUCAUUAAAGGGUGAAAUCAGUGACGAUCAUCCAGCUUUAAAUUUCGAUACUGAGUAUAACGAUGAUAAAAUUCCAGAUAUACCAUUCAAAUUAAUGAAGACUUAUUGGGGUGCCAUAGUUAGCACUAAACAUGUAGCUUUCUCUCACUCAUCAAAAUUAUUGCAUAGUAUUGCAAGCACUACCGUAAUUUGCUGUAUCGAUAAGGAGGGUGUAGUAUCAGAACCAGUUAAUACCGUUGGAGAAGUCUGUUUCCUAAAAGAUGAACCUGUUAGAUUAGAGUUAUCAUCUGAAUACUCUCAUACUCAAUAUAGUAUCAGCUUUAAUGAUAACGACUGGCGUGAACACAUCAGCUCAUUAAAGCCAUUGGGUUUAGAUUGCUUAUUAAAUCGUACUUGUAGAUUAUAUUCCGAGGUUAAAGUUCCACCAACAAGUGAUCAACAACACCAAUGUUUACCACACAGUAGUAGUCAAAUUUUUUCACAAGACCAAGCAUCCAAAUUACAAUUAAUUCGUGACCGUGAGUCAAGUUCAGAUUCAAACUCACAGUGCCUUUGUUUAUUGGCAAAAGAAAUUGGUUUCUCUGAGGAAGCUUUAAAUCAAUAUAGUAGAUUAAAAGAAAUACACACUCUUACCCAAUCACAUAAAAAAACACCAGCUACUUUACCAUCAUCAUCUCAACAUGAAGAUUCUUCACCAUUUAUGAUAUCGUUGGUUAGCAAAGAAAGAAAUUCAGAUACUUUACAAUUAUUAACUAAAGGUAGUACAGAUUUGGUUCUUGAACAUUGUCAAUUAUAUUAUGAUGGAGAAUCAAUUAAAAGCUUUACCGAUACAGAAAAGGAAAAAAUCAAACAAAUUUUUAAUAAGUGGGGUUCAAAUGAAAGUUUAAAUACAAUUUGUUUUGCAUAUAAACCUAUUGAGUCUUAUUUCAAAAAAUUAUUUAUUUCUGGUAAUGUUAAUAGUCCAUUAGUUGAUGUUAGAUUUGAUAAUAAUGGUACUGAAGAUGAAAAUGGUGAUAAUAAUAAUAAUAGUAAUGGUAAUAGUAAUAAUAAUAAUAGUAAUAACCUAAAUAGUAAUAAUAAUAAUAACAAUUUAAGUGUUGUCUCAAAUGUCAAUCAUAGAAAGAACAGUAAAUCAGUUGGCGAUAAUAGUUUAAGAGUUUUAUUAACUUCAAAGAAUAUUGAUCAAUCAAAAUUAAAUGUUUCAGAAGGUAUUCCAACAAUUUUUGUUGCCUCACCAUUACCAGGUUCAAGCGGUCCAACACCAAUCCAAACACCAAAACCAAAGAAAAAGAAAAGACUACCAAAAUUCUCUUCAUCAUUUUUAUCAUCAAGUAAUAAAUUUUUAAAGCCAAAAGAUAAAAACAAUAAUAAAAACAAUAUAGAAAAUGAACUCUUAACACCACCAUUAUCACCAAUUACUGGUAAUGAUCAAGAGCAAGAGCAAGAACAAGAAAAUGAAAAUCAAGAAGUAUCUGAUGAAAAACAAAAUGAACCAAUUAAAAGAGUUACUAUUAUAGAUUCAGAGGGUGAAAGUGAUGAAAAUUCAGAAAAUGACAUAUCAGAUUCAUCAUCAAAUGUUAUUAUCAAGAAAAUUGAAAACAACAGAACAAAUGAUUAUGAUGAACUAGCAAGUGAUAGAUCGGUAGAUAUCGAAGAGUACGAAAAUGAAAAUGACGAGUCAGAUUAUACCAGUAACAGCGAAACUGAAGAUAAUGUUAAGGAUGAAGUUGUUGAAAAUAAUAAAUCAAAAUCAACAAAUAAAAAAUCAAAAUCUCCAUUUAGUCCAAAAAUUAAAUUUAGAAAACAAAGCAAAAAAGAUAAAAAAGAAAAAGAAAAAGAAAAAGAAAAUGAAAAAGUUAAAGAUAGAGAAAAGAAAAAAGAUAAAAAAUCAAAAGAUAUAAACAAUAGUAAUAAUAAAAACAACAAAAACAAUAAUAAUAAUAUUAAUAAUAUUAAUAAUAUUAAUAAUAUUAAUAACAAUAAUAAUAGUGAUAAUGAUAAUAAUGAUGUUAAUAUUAAUGUAUUAUCAAAAUCAUUAAAUAAUUUCGAAAAUUCAAGAAAUAAUUCAUUUGAUACUAGUUUAUUGGGACCAAUGGAAGAAUCAUAUAGAAUAAAAAAUAAUCAUGGAAGCAGUUUAGGUGAUUCAUUUGCAGGUGAUGAACUAUGUUAUCCAACAAAUUUAGAAGAUAUUGACGUAUUGGAAAAGUUACAAAUGAACCAAAUUUUCAUCGGUAUGGUUGGUAUGAGAGUUUUACCAAAAUCUCAUGCAAACCACUUUGUUGAAGUGUUACGUGCUGCUGGUAUUCGUUUUGUUUAUUUCUCAGCUGAAGACCGUAGAACUAGUAAUUCAUUUGUAAAUAGAUUGGGUUUAGAAACCGAUUGGAACUGUUGUAUCUCAUUACGCGAUCCCGAACCAAACGAAGUUAAUAAUGCUCCUACCACUGAUGGUCCAUCUCGUCUCCCAAAGGGUAUAUCAAUGAUUAGACAACACUUGGAAGAGGUAGAUAAUGUUCCGCUAUUGGUACCAAUGUUCUCAGAUUGCACCAAAGAUAAUACCAAAGAGAUGAUUCGUAUUCUUCAAGAAAAUGGCGAAGUAGUAUGCUGUGUUGGUUCAUCCUUAAACUAUGAUAAUACUUCAAUCUUUUGUCAAUCUGAUUUGGCAUUUGGUUUAGAGCCCGCUGUACCACGUUGUUUAAAUCAACCAUUAAAUAAAGGUGAUCCAUUGCCAUUAUUGACCUCUAGAAACUUUUUCGAAACUCCAACUGAUAAUACUCUCAGCGGUACUUCAAAAGAUCCAUCCCUUCCACUUCAUGCUAUAGCUGGAACUAAGCGUGUACCUUCCGAAUAUCCAUCAACUCACAGUUUGUGCUGCGAUCUUACAUCACUUCCAUGCUCAUUGGUUUUCCAUCGUAGAACCGAUUUCAAUGAAAUGCUUAAAUUUUUCCACGUCGGAAGACAGUUGCUAACAAAUACUAGACAAUGUUUAUUGUUUAUUUUAAGUGCUAGCAUGGCAUUAGUAUUAAUGACACUCGUUGGUGGUAUUUUGGCUGUAAGCCUUUCACAUGAUGGCGUUGUAGGUCAAGUCCCAUUAACAGGUCUCCAAUUAAUGUGGUUAGAGUUUAUAAUAAUUCCAAUAUUAGGCUUUUCAUUAUUAGCCACACCAGAGGAUAAAGAUGUAAUGACAACCAUAAGUCCAAAGAACAACUCUGAAUUUAAACAUAUUCCAACAUUUGCUCAAUAUAUUGCAAUUAGAUUAGUUCCAUCCAUUUUGUUAACAGCAUUCUUUUUCCUUUGGUCUCUUCACUCCCUAACUGGUGCAAGCUGGGCAAAUAUUUUUGGUGCAGAUUUAUCAAAUUGGAAAACAAAUGGUAUAUCGUACUCAUCCGCUUUGUUGGUAUCUCAAAACAUUAUGAUGUUUGCUUUUGUAUAUUAUCUCUGUAUAACAAGUAUUAGCUUUAUUCAUCACACUCAGAGCAUCCUCAAAUUUAACCCUCUCAGAAAUUAUAUUUGGAUUGCAAUGGCCAUUCUCUGUAUCUCACUUCAAAUUGCCUUUUCCUUUAUUUCACUUAAAGUUAUCGACGGUAUUCAUUUAUUGGGUGAAGUAUCUUGGGAAUUAUAUGUUGUAUUAUUCUGUUGGGCCUUCUUUGUUAUAAUAAUCGACGAAUUUGUAAAAAGAAAAUAUAAAAAUUGGUUUGAUGACCUUCAACUAGAAUCUAGAUUAGAAUUUGAUACUAAGUUGGGUAUGCAUUCACCAAUAUAA
This is a messenger RNA of Dictyostelium purpureum, 5286 nucleotides long. RefSeq lists its product as uncharacterized. Gene Ontology annotation, molecular function: nucleotide binding. The record is from RefSeq and is a predicted model, not a curated record. NCBI's taxonomy places the organism in Eukaryota, Evosea, Eumycetozoa, Dictyosteliales, Dictyosteliaceae. The transcript is spliced from 2 exons. The coding region runs from base 1 to 5286 and encodes 1761 amino acids.